This is a messenger RNA of Ceratitis capitata (Mediterranean fruit fly), 3857 nucleotides long. Its product is annotated as muscle M-line assembly protein unc-89. The coding region runs from base 214 to 3687 and encodes 1157 amino acids. Lineage: Eukaryota; Metazoa; Arthropoda; Insecta; Diptera; Tephritidae. The record is from RefSeq and is a predicted model, not a curated record. The transcript has a single exon.
AAAUUAUAAUAGUAUAUAUUACGAAAAAUACCGUUAACAAAAAUUAGCAUGUUCAACAUGCAUUAGUGAUUGAUCGAGAGACGAAAAAGCCUGAACACAAAAAAAUACAGUUAGAAUUCCACAAAAAAAUUAACUGUUCUGCGCCAAAUCUGCGAUCAAACAUACGCCGUUACAGUUAGUCGUUUCUGUGCUCGUCUAAAAUACCGUAACGAAAUGCCUUCAACUGCUAAAAAACAACGUAACAAGUCCCGGUCCAGUCUCAAACGCAAUGAUGGUCGCAACAGAAAGAAGGAGAAGGAGGUGCGCGAACUCUGGUUCAAUCCACAAGCAACGAAGAUGGGCGAGUCGCAUGGCACGAUGCAAGACUGUGAUUGUAAGUGUCAAGUGUUGCGAAGCGAGAAAGUGCAGCAGGAACUGCGUAAGUUAUCGAAAAUUUACUCUCAAACCGACGUCACGGCAGCGAAGGCUGACGAGGGGAAGGCGAGUAGAGGUGGCUUUAGCUGUUUUAAAAAAUCCAAUUCAGCGAAACGUGCCGAGAAAGAGAAUACGGCGAAAAGAAAGUCAAAGGAAAGAGAUGCCUCAAGAAAGGAGCAUGAGAAGCAACAUCGUGUACGAUCAACGUCUGCGCUGCGUAGAUUCAAGACACGCGAAGAAGCCAAACGUUAUAGAGAGCUCAAAACAAUUUAUACCACAAAACCACGCAACGAAGUGAAGGAGACGCCGCCCAAAGAGAAGGAAACGGCGACAAACUGUUUUAAGAGGAAAAAAGACAAACCAAAAGAUGGCGGUACGAAAGCGCAACUCGAUAACACAAGCGAAGAAUCAGUUUACAGUGUCGAGCAGGCAAAAGUACAUGAAUCACGUAAGUGCGAGCCACGAAGUGCGGCUGCCAAAUCCAAACCGAUGCGUGCUAGCAGCAGGCAACGCGCGCAAUCGCGCUCGCGUGCAGACAAAAGCAAUAAAAAGCAGGCGAAAAAAUCCGAAGUGGGGUGUUGCGGUAUGCGUAAGAAAUCGCAUGUCGACAAGGAGGAGGAGGAAUUUGAAGCUUACAAAUUGGCGCAAAGCAUGCCUGCGCGCACAAAAAGGCAAACAGCGUCACCGACCGAAUGCCCCCUGACGCCGGAAGAAAUUGAACUGCUGGAAAAGUUGAAAGAAACCUACUCAACAGAACCCAAAGCGAAAGGUGUACGAAAACCGCCACCGCCGCCACCAGCAGAAGAGGAGACCGGCUGUUGUGGCGCCAAGUCAAAAAAAAAACAACGUCGGCCAACGGACGAAGCGUACGCGCCUAGAAAGACAAAAUCAGCCGACUUAAAUGUAAGACGUAAAAAGAAGCCCAAAACUGGCAGAAGCAAAUCGGAUAGUUCAUUUUAUGGGCGGAAAUUUUUCAAAUUAACGAAACCGCGAGUCAGCUUUUGUAUACCCUGCACGGGGCGGCGCACCAAACAUGGUAAGCGAAUAAAGCAAAUAUACAAAAAACGUAAGAAAGACAAGGGAAAAGCAGAAGAAACGAAGACAACUGUAGUCUACGAGCAAACUCAGCCCUCGAAGGUAAGAGUCCAAGACGCGCAUGGUAUUAGAAAGGCGAAACCAAAAGAAAAGACGCAACCAAAGCCUUCGAAAACGAAGGUACAGGAGAAAUUACAAAAGCAGUUAGAUGUUUCGGAAAAGAAAAUAGAAAAACCGCUAAAGUCCCCAGCUCAAACUCCGAAGAAACCACUGAAAAUUGAUAUCCAAGAAAAAGUCGAAAAGAAAGUCUCAGAUAAAGCGUUUACUAAGAAGACAAAGGAAAAGCAAGCCUCAGAUAACGUUUUUACUAAAAAGACAAAGGAAAAGAAAGUAGUAGCACAGAAGCAGACACAAAUGAGACUGGAAGUGGCGGCAGAAGAAGAAGAGAAAGCGUCUUACAUGUCAUGCUGUUCUCUCAGCGCAAAACACAAAGUAAAGAAGGAGAAACCAAAAAAAAUUUUAGCGACGGAAACGCGAAAGAAACACAAAGACACCGAAAAGCUUUCAAAGAAGCCAUCUAAAAGCUCAUGUUGCUCAGAAGUUAAAGAGAGUUUACAGCGGAAGUUAGCUGCCUGGCAGCAGCGACCUGCGACGGCGGAGAGCAAAGUUGAGGUUCAAAAGAAGACUUCCACAACGUCAUACUGUUCAAACUUCAAAACGGGCUUGACGCAAAAACUAGAUAACUGUCAAAACAGAUUCUUGAAAAUGUUAAGCUACGCUAAGAACGACAGAACAAAGCAGAGACAAGUUAAAAAACCCAAAGAAGCCAAGCAACAGCCAACUCAAGCCAACUGCUGUGCCAACAUUAAGGCAGACUUACAAAAAAAACUAGAGUCUUGGAAAACUCAGACGACGCGACACAAAGCACAGCCUAAAGUCAAAAAGAAAUCUUCAGAAACAGCCUGCUGUAUGAGUUUAAAGAAAGAAAUGCAUGAGAAAUUAGACGCUUGGCAAAAACAGAAAGCCGCAAAGGUUGGGAGCAAAGAAAAGUUGGCAAAGAAACCAUCCGUUACGUCUUGUUUUUCUUGCUACUCGGCGGAAAAGUCGAAGGGAGUGAAUAAAUCACGAAGAAAAAUAGUGAAACCAUCGAAGAAUGUUGAAAAAACACCAAACCCCUUAGAAACACUCUGUGCACUAGGCAAGCAUGUAAGACCAAAAGCUAAAAUCAUGCCUGAAAAGCCGACAACGCCGACAAAACAGGCAAGUCCAACUCGAAAAGAAGCAACGAAACAAACAAGUCCAACAAGAAAGGAGCUCAAACAAAUGAAAACAAAAAACGAAAUCCCAGAAAGAUCAUCACAAACAUCUUUUCACACCUGUUGGGACUGGUUCGAUGACACCGCUGAGCGGGUGCGUGCACCAGUCGGGCCAAAAGAGACAAAGGAAAAUGCGCCGCCCAAAAGUAAAACUUCAGCCACUUCAUUUUUGACCUGCUGUUCGGGUUUGUGUCUACCCAAAAAAUUCAGAGAACAGCCAUACCGAAAAUCGAAGCGGAAAACGGCGACAGAAACUGGAAAACGCGAAGAAAAAGAAGUGGAAGAAGAAAUUAUCGAUAAGCCAGCGAACAUGUCCUACUGCACGGCACUUUAUCAGGAAUUUGAAAAUCUAAUUAUGCAACAACAACUGUGUCCCAUACUACUCUCCGAAACAAGUGUCGCGAAGCGAACCAAAGGCAGCAGCAUGAAAUAUGACUUCAACUAUUGUCAACAGCACUUUUCGAAACCCUCACUCGGCAACACGGGCAAAAGCAGCACGCAAACGAAAGCCAAAAAGCAUCAAGUGCCGGAAACGGCACAAAAGGAGAGUAAAGCAGCCGAAAACAAUAAACUAAAGUCGAAAAUUAAGGAUAAAGAUAAAAACAAUGAUGUAGAUAAUGAAAAUCAAAAGAAAAUCCAACAAGCACUCGGUGCGUCAUACAAUAAGAGAACCCUGCUUCAACGAAAGCACAGGCAGCAACAGACACCUCAAGCGUCGAGCGAAAAGUCCACCAGCAACUCAGAGAUGCAGCCAACGGUGUAUGUGCCUGAGUAUGUGCUGGGCAAACCGCCGCAAUUGGGCAUGUCCUUAGCACAUGUCCGGCAUAUACCCUACAAUCUUGUCAUAAACAGUUACGGACGUAAAAAGUGUGAGCGAAAUUUUUCGAAAAAUUAUAUUUACGGUAUUGGUUGUCAAAAUUAAGCAACAACAACAAACAACUACAACUACAUAUGUGACCGCCAAGCAAUGCAAGUUGCAAAUGUGACUGUGUGUAUGUGCGGAAGGUCUCGUGUAGAAUGUGGGCUUUGUGUUAAAUUUGUCGAUUAAAAUAUUUGUAAAUAAUUUUUUAAAAAAAAAAAAAAAAAUAAGUA